Mercurialis annua (annual mercury) is the source of this 1270-nucleotide messenger RNA. RefSeq names its product membrane-anchored ubiquitin-fold protein 6-like. Lineage: Eukaryota; Viridiplantae; Streptophyta; Magnoliopsida; Malpighiales; Euphorbiaceae. The transcript has 3 exons. Gene Ontology annotation, molecular function: protein binding. The record is from RefSeq and is a predicted model, not a curated record. Bases 395 to 751 code for a protein of 118 amino acids.
AUUACUCUAUUUUAUGAAGCAAUUAUAAUACAUGCCCCUCUCUCUAUCAAUCUAUCUUUCUUCAUAUAUCUCUCUUAUAAAUCUCUCAUCUCAAAAUUACUUACUCAUACCCUCUUGCUUCUUUCGCAUCAAAGAUUACAUGUACGAUCUGCUGGUUCAGGAAAGAUUCUUUUUUCAAUCAAAUUUUGUUGAAAAGAUUGCUUCUUAUGUUCAUUUUUGUCAGAAAGCUGACAACUUUUCUUCUGGGUUCUUUGUUUUGAUGAUAUUCUCAAUUCAUAAAUUUUAGUUUUCAGUGUUUUCUAGUCCAAAGUUGAGCCUUUUUAGAGGGGUUUCUUGGAUCUUUUGGGAGAAUAUUAUGAAAAAUUAGGGUGGGGUUUGUUUGAGGUGAAGUGUAAUGGCAGGAGAGGAUUUGAUUGAGCUGAAAUUCAGGUUAGCAGAUGGUACUGAUAUUGGCCCCACCAAAUAUGCUCCAGCAACUUCAGUGGCAACUCUUAAAGAGAAGAUAAUUUCACAGUGGCCAAAAGAUAACGAAAAUGGUCCAAAGACCGUAAAUGACCUGAAACUCAUAAAUGCUGGAAAGAUUCUUGAAAACAACAGGACACUUGCCGAGUCCAGACUUCCAGUUGGUGAACUUCCUGGAGCUGUCAUCACCAUGCACGUGGUUUUGCGGCCUCCUAUGCCAGACAAAAUCAGCGACAAGCUCCGGAAGGAUUCUGCAAAAAAGACGGGGUGUUCAUGCUCAAUCUUGUAGUUGGAAGUUGCCAAAUUCGUCAAGGUUUCUUAAGCUAGUGUUGUUUUCUAUCAAGUAUUUGAUCGUAGAUGGUAGUUAUGAUGCAGAUCAGAAACCAUGACGGUUUCCAGAAUUCUGUCAAGUGGCCACAGAAAUUUUUUGACAAAUUGUUUCUGGAGCUCUUAAUUCCGAAUGUCAUCAGACAGCGUGAAGCUUGCUAACCAAGUUUGCCUUGUUGGUUUCCUAAUCAAAUUACUCUAUAGUUCCCCUGUUAAUUUUACAUGCAAGACGGUUUCUUCUUCCUGCACAAAUUGGAAAAAGAGAACAAAAAUUACAAAAGAAACUAAAUGGAAUAUAUAUACAAGAAAAUGAUUGAUUUGUUUUGGUUUUUGCCUUUAUCAGGCUGCUCACAGAACAGUGAAGAAAAUUAUUGUUUCAUAUGAUCAUUAAAGUUUGUAAUCAUCUGUGUGAACCCUUGCUUUCGCUAAAAACUUCUGAUUUCUCUUGGAAUUAAUGAAUAAACAUUAGUGUGUUUGAUUA